GGACUUACCUGACUGACUGUGUGUGGUGGUGUGGUACACUUGCAAUGAUCGUUGGACAAAUAGGAAAUUUUCUGGCAUACAAUGUUGCCCCUGCAGUUGUGGUCACUCCCCUUGGAGCCCUUGGUGUCCUAUUUGGGGCCGUUCUGGCAUCCUGGCUUCUUCAGGAACAUCUCAAUCUCAUAGGGAAACUUGGCUGCGCGUUGUGCUGUUGUGGUUCAGUUGUGCUCAUCAUUCACUCACCCAAGAGUGAAAAUGUCACAUCAAGAGCAGAACUAGAGGAGAGACUGAUGGACCCAGGUUUUGCAGUUGGCCAAGACUGUUCCUCUGGACUGAAUCUUUGGUGUGUGUAUGUCAAUGUGACGAGAGGAAACUCUACCGACAGCACUAUGGGUCAAGACAGAGGAAAGUACGAUUUCUAUAUAGGCCUCGCUUUGGCUAUAAGUUCCAGUAUAUUUAUUGGCGGUAGUUUCAUCUUAAAGAAGAAAGGACUCCUUCGACUGGCCAGAAAGGGCUCUAUGCGGGCAGGCCAAGGAGGUCACGCAUACUUAAAAGAAUGGCUUUGGUGGGCUGGCCUGUUAUCAAUGGGCGCCGGCGAAGGUGCCAAUUUCGCUGCAUACGCCUUCGCUCCUGCCACCCUCGUCACUCCUCUUGGGGCUCUCAGUGUGCUAGUCAGUGCGGUACUGUCCUCGUACUUCCUGACAGAGAGGCUGAACCUGCAUGGGAAGCUUGGCUGUCUGCUCAGUAUCCUGGGCUCCACUACCAUGGUGAUACAUGCACCUCAAGAGGAGGAGAUCGACAGCCUGGAAGACAUGGCCAAAAAACUGGUUGAUCCAGGCUUCGUGGUCUUCGCGACAGCUGUCAUCAUCAUAGCUCUCAUCUUCAUCUUCGUAGUGGGCCCACGCCACGGGCAGACCAGCAUCCUGGUCUACAUCACCAUCUGCUCUGUGAUCGGUGCUCUGUCUGUCUCCUGCGUGAAGGGAUUGGGCAUCACCAUUAAGGAGGCCAUCUCUGGGAAGCCAGUGUUGCGAAACCCUUUGGCCUGGCUGCUGCUGCUGAGCCUGAUAGCUUGUGUUAGCACACAGAUCAACUACCUGAACAAAGCACUGGACAUCUUUAACACAUCCCUGGUGACGCCCAUCUACUACGUGUUCUUCACCACCUCAGUGCUCUCCUGCUCUGCCAUAUUGUUUAAAGAAUGGGAACACAUGGGCACCGAUGACAUCAUUGGCACACUGAGCGGCUUCGUUACGAUUAUCGUGGGCAUCUUCCUGCUGCACGCCUUUAAGGACGUUAGCAUUAGCUUGGCAACACUGGCUGUGUCCAUCAGGAAGGACGAGAAGAAUGGCCCUGUAUUAAACGGCAUGACAGCUAACAACCACUCCAGUUACGAGCUGCUACAUACAGAGGACUUUGACGACAGAGAGUCAGGGUUGCCUUUCGACAGCGUCUCCAGAAGAAACGGCACUAUGACAGUCUCUUAGGUUCAGUGAGGAACCAGUAUGCAGCAGUUCGUCUAUGAAAUUGUUUUGGCUGCUCUAUGGACAUUUAGCAUUUUUCUUCCCUUUACAUAUAGGAGAUAAAACCUAAGACAAUCGACUCUCAACGCAAAAAAAAA
Sinocyclocheilus rhinocerous is the source of this 1615-nucleotide messenger RNA. Its product is annotated as magnesium transporter NIPA2-like. The transcript is spliced from 8 exons. The record is from RefSeq and is a predicted model, not a curated record. NCBI's taxonomy places the organism in Eukaryota, Metazoa, Chordata, Actinopteri, Cypriniformes, Cyprinidae. The coding region runs from base 45 to 1481 and encodes 478 amino acids. Gene Ontology annotation, cellular component: membrane. Gene Ontology annotation, biological process: magnesium ion transport. Gene Ontology annotation, molecular function: magnesium ion transmembrane transporter activity.